AUGGUGCGCGACAGACCAUAUGAUUACCUCCAUUGCAUGCCUUUCACCGGCUACCGCAACCUCAACAGCCUUCCCGCCUACGACCAUGGUCCCAGACGCGAGUACUCUCACCAGAUGGGCGGGAAUGUCUUCUAUGGUAGACAAUUCGAAAAUCGAGACCCGGGAUAUUCGUACAACGGGGAGGAAGGGUCUCGGGGAAGGGUUGCGCCAUACAACCUGGGACAGGCUCGCGGAAUAGUGCGGGGCAGGAGACGCUUCACUAUUGCAUUGAUAAGUAAUGAACAUGAGGGAAUUGAGGUGUUCCAGCACGUGUGA
This is a messenger RNA of Parastagonospora nodorum SN15, 315 nucleotides long. RefSeq lists its product as hypothetical. NCBI's taxonomy places the organism in Eukaryota, Fungi, Ascomycota, Dothideomycetes, Pleosporales, Phaeosphaeriaceae. The transcript is spliced from 2 exons. Bases 1 to 315 code for a protein of 104 amino acids. The record is from RefSeq and is a predicted model, not a curated record.